Porites lobata is the source of this 5427-nucleotide messenger RNA. The record is from the annotation of a GenBank genome assembly. Lineage: Eukaryota; Metazoa; Cnidaria; Anthozoa; Scleractinia; Poritidae.
GAGGUCUGGGUCAGACUCUACGGUAAGCGCUUGAAGCAAAAGACGCCACCUCCCAAAUGUCAAGUGGGUGAUCGCGUACGCCUGAACAAGAAACAUCGACCCUUUCAAAAAGGGUAUCUACCUGGAUGGACAGAAGAAGUGUUUGUGGUCACGCAUGUACGUCGACAUCCCAUCGUCACCUAUCGACUCAGUGAAUGGGACGGUACGCCUAUAAAAGGUACGUUUUACGAACCCGAUGUGCAAAAAGUGCAAGUGUCCGAUGACUCGUUAUUUCGGGUCGAAAAAGUCUUGAAACGUAAAGGACGCAACGUGUUAGUGCGCUGGAAAGGCUGGCCACCCAAGUACGAUAGUUGGAUUCCCGCCCAUGGUGCGAAGAAAACAAACAACACAACGAAAAAAAAAAAGAAGAAGUAGACGGUUUCUGUACCCAAUACCCACUGAAGCCAGUUACACGUCACCCUACAUGGAUGAGGUCGAGAUGAUGAAGUUUAUUAACAAGGAAGCGGCGAAACAAAGACGAGCCAAAGUGAACAGAAUGGCUGGGCUCGCCUUUGGUGAGCAAGCUCUUCGUGCUUACACAACUGCCCAAAAGAAACAACGCCGGCGCGCUGGUCGUCAUCCGCCCAUGCGCAAGAAGAAAAAAACCACCAAACAAAAAACUUGCUUAACGUUAAUGGAAUUGGCACAAGCGUUUCCCAACAUUGCUCAGCAAGUAUGUUUUUAUCCCAAACAAUCAACCUUUAAUUCUUUAGUGGCACGGGUUCCUCGUAGCAAACAGAAAGUAGUUCAGUGGCUAUAAAAGGACCCCGUACCCUCUGGGACGCGCCUCUUGUUCAUCAUGAGUGAGAUUAAACGCCUGACGCUCAUCAGCGACCCGACCGACGAGUUUCCCAAAAAUACUAACAACAGUUUCAAGGUCCGUCUGCCCGAACCUCUUUCCUUACCGGGCGAGGGCUGGUAUGCCUCGUUGUUGUCUCUGACCGUCCCGGAUGAAGGCCAGAGCAAUGCCAUCGUCGCUGCGGAUCCUCAUACCAAAGUGGUUCGAUUCACCUAUCCGCAAAUGAUCCGCAAAUGGACAGACACGGGCGACCCAUCAACCUCGGCGUAUCUGCGUAUAGACAUCCCAACGGUGACCCAAAUGCUCGAAUUGGAAGAGGUCAUGAAUGCGAGUCAAAUUGUGGCGACGGGGCGUCAGUUUUGGAAUCGCGUGAAGCAAGAAGUGCAUAACAAAAUCAUGACCGAAGCGAUGAGAAAACAAUGGGAAAUGCAGGUAGCCAAUCGCAACGAUAAACCCAUCGUGUUUGUCAAAAAACACGCCAUACCCCAGCUGAGUUGGAAAGAGGAGUCCCUGGUGAUUGAGGCGAUUCGCAAAAAGGAUUUACUGAACAUGGCUCAAAGCAACAUGGUGGAGUUUUACAUCAACUUGGACAUUGCGCUCACGUUUGGAUUGCUGCGCAGAAAGAAGGGCAAGACUGGCAACAACACGUCGGAUUUUGUUCUAGGUCCGAAUCUGCAAUAUUCCUUGCCGACCAACACCUAUGAUGAGACCACGCAACCCGUUGGCAGUCGAUUUCGUACCUAUUACAAUUGGGAAGGUGAAAAUUACGAGGGCGUCAACAACACCAGUAGAGCCUUUACGAUCAUGACAGCUGAUAAUGUCAAGUGGGUGAGGUUGUACCCAGCGUUAGAAUGGCAGAUGAACAACCUGGAUGCCUCGUUUGAAAAGAUGGUGGGGACUCGCAAACGCACCGUCAUGGUCUAUUCGGAUCUAGUCGAAUCCACUGUAGUAGGAAGUGGCAAGUUUCCCUUGCUGCGAGAAGUACAGUUAUUGAGAACUGGGGAUGGUGAAAGUACGGCAGAACCCCUGCACCACCAGUGGAUCAAACUGCGAGGACAACAAUUGGAUAUCUUGGAAGUGGAGAUUGCAAGUACCGCUGGACCCUUGACCAUCUUACCUCCCGGCAAAACCAUCGUGACGAUAGGUCUCAAACAGGUAUAAAAACUACCACGCACCCUUAGACGAGUAUCCUCAUAAUGAGUGAGAUUAAACGCUUGACGCUUAUCAGCGAUCCGACCGACGAGUUUCCCAAAAAUGCCAACAACAGUUUCAAGGUCCGUCUGCCCGAACGUCUCAACUUACCGGGCGCAGGAUGGCAUGCCUCAUUGAUGUCCCUGACCGUCCCGGACCAAGGACAGAGCAAUGCCAUCAUUGCGGCGGAUCCUCAUACCAAAGUGCUCAAAUUCAAAAUGACUUAUGUGAUCCGCAAGUUUCAGUUGGGCACCUAUCGACGAAUGGAAAUCAAAACCGUGGACUGUGCGGUGGAAUUGGAAGAGAUCAUGAAUGCGAAUCAAAUUGUGGCGACGGGGAGUCAGUUUUGGAAACGAGUGAUGCAAGAAGUGCACAAUAAAAUCAUGCACAAUGUGAUGAAUGAACAAAUGCGGCGUUUGAUCCUGGAGCCUGACAAAAAACCUAUUGUCAGCGCCAAACAAAACGCCAUGCCCCAACUGUCAUGGAAAAAAGGUGCCUUGGUAAUUAAGGCCCUUCCCCAAAUGGAUUUCAUUAAAGCGGACAAGAAAGCCAUCACUGACCUUUUCAUCAACCUGGACAUUGCGCUCAAGUUUGGGUUGGUGGUCGAAAAGACCAGUCAAAGCAGGACCUGGUAUCCAUUGGGGCCCAAUAUGCAAUACACGCUGCCCACCAAGACGUACGAUUCGACCACCCAACCCGCUGGCAAUCAGUUUCGCAGGGCAUACAACUGGGAAGGUACGCAGUACAUUGGCGUCAAUCCCACCUUAUUGUUUGGCGAUAUUGUAGCCAAUAUUGAACAUGAUCCCAUGCAAGUGGUGACCCAUGAUGGUGUGAAGUUUUUGCAAAUGUCCUUGUUGGCGGAAUGGCAGUUGAACAACCUGGAUGCCUCGUUUGAAAAGAUCGUGGGGACUCGCAAACGUACCGUCAUGGUCUAUUCGGAUCUCGUCGAAUCCACCGUGGUGGGCAGUGGCUAGUAUCCCCUGUUACGGGAAGUGCAAUUGUUGAGAACCGGCGAAGGGGAAAGUACGGCGGAACCCCUGCAUCAUCAAUGGAUCAAACUACGAGGCCAACAAUUGGAUAUCUUGGAAGUGGAGAUUGCGAGUACUAGUGGACCCCUGGCCAUCUUACCCCCUGGCAAAACCCUGGUGACCAUUGGUCUCAAACAGCUAUAAAAAGCCACCACACGCGUUCUGCAUGGUCCAAAAAGCACCACAACGUGAACCGAUCAUGCGCGGAGGUAGUUUAACGCGCUACCACACACCAGUGGUGACAACCCAAGAAGGAAAAGGGUUGGCCGAAGACUUAAUCAAACUAGCCGGUCCUCUCAUCGUGCAGCAAGCCCAAGCGGGACUGCAAGAUAUUCAACAAGGACUGAGUUUGGCCGACACCUUGUCGAAUCGUGGGGAGCAAAUUAAACGUGGUUUGAAACGCAAAGCUCCUGCCCUAGCCUGGACCGUGGGAAAAAACCAAGCCAAACGAACCGCUCAAAAUACCUAUAAAAGAACGACUCAACGCGUACGGGAUAUUUUUGGAUUGUGAAUUAUGGUACGCAUUGGAGGAUUUCGCAAAACGCAAAAUCGCAUUCGACUUCAGCGGCCCCGAGGCCGGUUCAUUUCACCGUAUCAAACGGGAGGGACUAUCUUUGGUAAAUCUACUACAGCGCGCUAUCCCUUCAUGUACUCAUCAUCCCCAGCACUAGAGCGUUGGAUGCUGAAACACCUGCAGCAACGUGGCAAGAUGAAAGGAGGUACGAUUUUUGGCAAGUCCACCCGCAUGCGAAUGCAAAAUCCCUUGAGAUUCCCAUCUACGUCCCAAGAGAAUGAGAUGAUGAUAGAACGCUGGCUGAAGCAACGUAUGAAAGGGGGAACUAUCUUUGGCAAGUCCAUGCGAAUGGGUAAUCCUUUGAGAUUCCCAUCUACCUACCAGGAGGACCCCAAUUGGCUGGCUCGGAACGCUAUAAAAAGGAAACGUCGUUGAUGGUCUUCACUGUCAUUGCGGACUUGGCGCUGACCGAAAAAAACAUGUCGCUCAAUUUGUUUGAUGUCCCGAAUGUGGAUUACCGGUACGAAGCCUCCAGGGACGUGACGUUUCAACCUGCCUUGACGGGAAUACAGCCCAUCACGUUUUCCAUCCCGGCCUCUGAAGAUUAUUAUGAUCUCAACGAACUCCGUUUUCAAGUCAAAGUACGUCUGACUGAUCCUGCCGGUGGGUAUCAAGGAUUGAAAGGCAAUGUGGCCAAUUCCGAUGCCAACAAUACCAGAAACACCUACUGCGUGAACAAUUUUGCCCACUCCAUCUUUCGAGAUAUUACCAUGAGCAUGAAUGGCGUCCUCAUGACUGAACAGAGCAAUACCUACCAUUACAGAGCCUACUUGGAAACCUUAUUGAAUUACAACAGAGAAGAAGGAACCACCAAGUUAGCCCCUCAAGGCUGGGUGAAUCAACUCAAUGUGAUUGAGGAAAUGGGGGCCACAGGUGCCAAUUCCGAUACCCCUACCGGUGUUGAUUGGAAUGGAAAUGUAGAAUUGCGAGCCUUGACCAGCCGGUUGCUAAGCGAAAAUUGGCACACCUUUAUCAUCCGUCCUCAUUUACCACCUCUCAAGACGGGUAAAUGUUUGGUGCCUGGUGUCCAGUUGGACUUUGAAUUGUUCCUAAACCCCAACUCUGUGUACUUGAUGGGUACCCCUAACAAAGGGACCUUGAACGACAAGAAAUUUCCCGCCAUCCAUAAUGAUGACAUCAAAGUCACCUUACUGAUGCGAAAAGUGACCUUGAACGCGAGUGUCUAUGUCAGACUGCAAAAAGAAAGACAACUGGGAAAAAAGAUUGUGCGCUACCCAGUGGUUCGAAGUGAAAUCCGCACCUUCUCCUUUGAUGGAAGAACUACCCAGUGGGAACAAGACAAUUUGUUUGUGGGUCGAUUUCCCGAUCGAGUGAUAAUGGGAUUGCUGCAUUCUAAUGCCUUCAAUGGUGACCUACAAAGAUACACCUUUGCCUUUGAAAAGUUUGGGGUGACCCAAGAGCGACAAAGUUUGAAUGGAGAAGAAUAUCCUUACAGAACCCUAGAACUAACAGGAAAUCAAGCUUAUGAAGAUCUACUGGGCUACGAUCGGUUUUUACAAGCCAUGGGUUCCUAUAAUGAAGACAAGAUCCCCAUGCUGUUACCUAGUGAUUGGGGACAGGAGAAGAACUGCACGUUGUUUAUGUUCAACAAUGUGCCAAGCGGCAAAGCCGAUGACCCACAGUAUCGCAACCCUCGUCAAUCGGGAAAUGUGCGACUGGUGAUUGAUUUCAGGGCCGCUGUUAAUCACAACAUCACUGUGUUGGUGUGGAGCGAGUAUGAAAACGUGUACGAGAUUAAUCAUCUGGGAGGUAUAAAGUACAACAUCAACGGCUGA